Molecule: messenger RNA, 4734 nt
Organism: Varroa destructor (honeybee mite)
Lineage: Eukaryota; Metazoa; Arthropoda; Arachnida; Mesostigmata; Varroidae
Source: RefSeq, a predicted model, not a curated record
CAACGUUGACUUUGACGUUGAUAAUAAUAUCCAUAUCGACGCCGAGCGGAGGGCGGCAACCCCAAGGAAAACCGGCUUUUCAGAUCUGGAAAAAGUUGGGCUUUCGCCGGUUACUGGAACGGUUUCGCACGGCGCGAGACCCAAUUUUUUUCUGGAAACCUCGUAUCCCCCGUUGAAAAAGCAGAUUCUUGCGAAUCCACCGAUCAGAUGCUGAUGAACCUUCGACGGGAUAACGUAGUGUUGUUACGCACCCGAGACAAAGACAGGAGGCAGGAAAACGUUCUUUCUCACGAAUUCUGUAUUAGGUUGCCGUUAGGACUUACGGUUGACUUUUCAGGCUUCUCAUGCGAUCACAUUGAAUGAAGUGAAAGUGCACCUUUAAGUUGAACUAUCCCUCCUGUUAUCGUGGCUGUAUACGUGGAGUUGGUAGUACAAAAUCGCAGCUAAAGCACUCGAGCUCGACAGGAAAGCCGGCAGAUCCAGCCGUAAAUUCAUAAAAAGUAGUGUUUGCAAUGUUUCGCCGUGUAGAAACGUUCUGCGGCCUGCGUGUUUCUUUGGUGGCGUCAGUUUUAUUUUUUGCGGUAGCCAUCGUGCUCGUACAGCAGGCCGCGGGUCACGCGCGACUUGUUGAGCCCCCGUCGCGAAACACACUUUGGAGGUUUGGUUACCAUGCUGCACCUAACUUUGAAGAUUCGGAACUGUUCUGCGGUGGAAUUAAGGUGCAGUGGGCCGAUAACGGUGGUCGCUGUGGAGUGUGUGGAGACAGUUAUUCAAAACCUGCACCACGCCUGCACGAAUCAGGCUCUCCCAUCGAUCCAAAGAUCACAGUGAGGACAUACGCACCUGGCGAGGAUGUCGUCUUCGUUGUGGAUGUUGUCGCCAACCAUCUCGGCUAUUUCGAGUUUGCUCUUUGUCCGCGAAAUGAUAGUGGCGUCCGCGAGACCGAAGACUGCUUUCAGCCGCUACGGGUAAAAUCGCUCAACUCAACCGAAGUCCUCGUCGAGGAAGGUAAAAUGCGCUACAGGCUCAACAACGACCGAAAAGGCCUGUUCAAUCUUGUGGCCACGUUGCCUAAGGAUAUUAGCUGUUCGAAAUGCAUCCUUCGCUGGCACUGGAGAUCCGCUAACAAUUGGGGCACUUGUGACAACGGCACUCAAGCUACGGGCUGUGGCCCACAGGAGACGUACAGGAAUUGCGCUGACGUUUCGAUUGGUCCGGUACUGAUGGGGAUUCGGGGCGGCCAAGGAGCUAAUGUCCGUCCGCCUCCACAGCAAACCCCGCCUUCAAGGGAGUUCGAACAGAAACGAGCCAAUCAAUACCACGCCAGCUCCAAAAGCAGAUAUGCUCCUAAAAUGGAACCUAACAUAACUGCCGUGACCGGGAACCAAGCUCGCAUCGGAAAACCUACGACAGGUUGCCUUCAAACGAGAAAGUGAACACUGGUCCGAUCUGAGGUACAGGCGAACGCUCUGGAGAGCCCGUUUACUAAGACUACACCAUUCAUUAGUACAGUUGACGAUACUAUUCAAAAUUCAGAUCAAGAUAAUCUUUUGCCAGGUACUUUCUUCCUAAAACGGUGGCCUUUCUGCAGAAGGACGAUUAUGUUCUCUCUCUCGCGUCCCAGAAAAGGCCGUACGCCACCGGAUGGAAUCGUGUUCGGAAUUCAGACUGAUGCAGUUAUCGCUGCCCUUUAAGCCACGCUAUACGACAUCUUGUAGAUAAAAUGUUCCGCUAAACAGCAAAUAUCAAAUGUUGAUAAAAGUUACCGCAGAUUUUAGAAGAGGGACGUUUGCAGCUCUAUGAUCAUAGGGCCGAAUUAUACCGCGUGUCGACACGUGUAUCCCAUAUGCUAUACAUAAGAUUAGAUGAAAAGCCAUCGUGGCCCUUUUCUUCGCAACCAGAAAAUGGACUUACCUAAUUCGAAAAGCAGAGACAGAUGUGAUCGGUUGUAGCUUGUAACGCCAUGUGCGAGAUAAAUUAUGGCUCGCUCUUCGAUUGAACAGAUGAACCACUUACGCUUAACAACAAAGCAAAAUACAUGAUUAUAGAAAACAACUAACGUGUUAGCAAGAUAAUUACCUUAUAUAUAUAUAUAUAUAUAUGCUGACGAGAAGUGUAUUAUGAAUCGGUAGCGGUAAGCCUACGAGCCAUAUAAGAGAUAAUAAAAUUUGUGCUAUCUGUUUUGCUUUCAAUAGCAAAAAGGAAGAUUUGAAUUGUCCAAAGUAUCUGCGGCCGGUUUGGCUGUUCUCUAUAUUGAAGUGAGCAAAUGUAUAACGAUGAACUAAGUUGCCUGUUGUUCCAUAUAUAAACGAACCCUCUUACGUAAUAUGGCAAGAAUUAAACACGUUAAGCUCUCGUCACCGAAAGAUAUUUGAUGAUUUUUCACACGAUUUCUUAACAUCGUAGCAUUUCUACAGGUAGCUAUUCAAAAUAAUCUGCUAUAAAAAUGAGCACCCUAUUGCCAGAUCCCGUAAGCGGCUGUGCAAACGUCUAUUACGUUUCUAGAAACUAAUUAUGACUAACGAGUAUUCUUUUCUAAUGAGUAGGAACGCUAAACGCAUGAUUCUCAAAACUGCUAUCGUCUACAAUAGGUAAUACGACAACAGACGUUACGUGUUCCUUGCACGGCUGUUCUGGGCUCUAUUGCUUCAACGAUUCAGGGAAGGACUGAAAAAAAACUAGCAGAAAAAGACGAUAUUCAUCUUGAAGUCAGUCUAUUGAACUUCUUAAAGUUAAGUAUGCCGAAAAAUUUUUGCGGCCUGUUGGGUAUACGUAAGGUCUGUAGUGUAGGAUGAAAAUGUGCUAAACUCGUUAGGCCACGUUUCGGUACAGCUAAAAUAAAAUUCAAAGACGAAAAUAUGUAAAUAAGACGAAGCAACGUAUAUUGCGGCAGCGGUUGAAGGUCUGGCUGAAGCUUUCGAAAAAACAAGCCCUCAACUUCAGUGGGGGCAUCAGCAAAGUUUCAUUUUCCUUUUAUCAUCAUUUUGUUCCCUAUUGAUCGGCUACUGUCGCCAAGCAAUAUAUUACAUCGCAAAUAGGUUUACCUCAGCCCACUGGCUAGCGUACAGAUACAUGCAGUAUUUGGAUGCUCGAUACGGUUUUUGUACCCAAAUAUUGCCAGUAACGCAUUGUUUCCGUACUUGAGAUGCCUUUUUCUGCGAAAAAGCAGAAGUCCGCGCCGUACACCGCGCGCAUCAAAAGAUGAAGAACGGCGGUCGAAUCGUCUCACCGCUUAUUUCUCGCAACCUUUAUUAUUAGGUUAUUUAACCUAACUGAAGGUUGUUCUGACAGCAAUAUACGAGAUAUUCUUCAUUUGGAAAGAUCUUAUAGCGAAAAGCGUCGAACAAUUAAAUGAUGCCAAAACCUUCUUUCUCACUGGGACAACGCCGGCAGUCGCCUAGUGCAUCUAUUGGCCAACUUGUUACUGCGGUUUGAUAACUUCCUUUGUCGUUGUAAAGUUCCAGCAAUGAAAGUUUCUGAAAUCAGCUAUACGAACCGGGACCAAAAAUUCGCGGAGAUCGCGGAUCUCUUUGCUUCGGGUGCGAUGAAAAGGAAGAAAUUAGCUAGAUAGGUAUGUCUUCACUCGACUUGUCGUACAUGGGCUUCGUGAUAGACUUUGCAGGAAACCGGAUUUUCACGAACUUGGUAGUACGCAUAGGUGCUCCAGAUGCGAGGGAAACACAGAUACUAGUCUGCUCGUUGACCUCUGGUUUCAUCUUUAGGAUACUCAGCAAGUCUCUUAAAUUAGUUUUAUAAGCUCAACAAGACCCAACGCAAAUUGUUCUGAUGGUUUUAUAUACUCAUUCAAUAUUGUAUUGUUGAUCUGUAUAUAUAAAGUAUUUUGUUAUUUCAAGCAAAUGUGAAUCAAUAAAUUAAUAAAUGACAAUGUAAAUAUUGGUUAUACAUAAAUCUGACUGAACUAGGGACAAAUUUACGUGGGCCACUACGCGUAUAGUGAGCACGUUUCGAGUACAAGAGCGCGUAUUGCAGAAAAUAAGAUCAUCACAAAGGGUUCCUUGUGGAUGUUAGCAGAAUAAAUCAAAGGUUAUUUAAAUUUGCAAUCGUAUUAUGGGGAAGCUGCCUCUUGAUGAAAUGGAUGGUUUGUUGAUAAAACCCUGUAUAAAAUUAUCGUCUGACACUUGUCCGACGACGGACCCAUAACCCAAGACAAUGUUAUAAUUAUGUUAUUCCAUUUUCGUUCUCAACUGAACAGUAGCCAUUGAAAAAUGUAUAGUUAUUCCUAAUAUUCCGUCUGUCUCACUUCUGCGUUUAGUCUUUAUAAUAACUGUUGUUUUUCGUUUCGUCUACUAAUUCUAAUCUUACGGUCUGACACCGAUAGCGCAUGGAACAAAGUCCUAGCGUUCAGCGCUUUGCGCUAUCUUGUGAGCUUUGCAACAACGCUCGAAAGUCCUUUCCAUAUGUACGAAGUACAGGCAAUGUCUCUAAAGUAACCAUAGAUAUUUUCAGUUAAUGUGAAGCUUCGUCUGGCAAUCGAAACAAGCCAACCAGGUUUGGGUCUGCAACAGUUUUAGGCGAUGUCGGUCUCCCACGCCGCCCCUCAGUCUCCAAUGCAUAUUUGGUGGAAGAAAGAAGAACAUGUACAUUUUUCUCCCGGUCGUAAAAAAAAACGUCUUUUGAACAACUAAACUUGUUUUCGGCAACAAUCAGAGCAGCAGCGAGGCCUCUAGCCGAAGAGAGCAACCGCACCAGCUACCAUGCAGAUGCCAAUGAAGA